GUUGGACCUCCCCAUUCCCACCAGCGCACAUCCACACCAACCAUUUCCGUGUACCGCAGCUGUAGCACCUCCUGCAGGCCGCCCUGUAAACAGCAUUUUAAUCCUGUUAUAGGACCGGCGAGAGGUAACCGGCAACUAUGGUCCUCCGAAUCCGCCUCGCCCGCUUCGGCACGAAACGAAAACCAAUCUACAACAUCGUCCUCGCGCAGGCAAAGUCUGGACGCGAUAACAAGCCCAUGGAGGUACUGGGGACGUACAAUCCGAUCCCACAAGCGCCGCUGGCAACGCCGGAUACACCAGAAUUCCUGGAGAGUGGAGAGAAAUAUGUGCCGAAGAGGAUGAAGGAUAUACAACUAGAUACGGCGAGGACGAGGUAUUGGCUUGGUGUUGGGGCACAGCCGACGGAGCCGGUUGGCAAGUUGCUGAGAUUGAUUGGCAUGCUCGAAGAGAAACCCUCUAGGGUCAAGAGAUUCCCGACACAACCAUACAAACCAGAAGCAAAGCCACCUCCAGACACCGAGCCCGAAAAGCAAGAAAGUUGAUUACACCGCUGAAGAUGGAUAAUUUAACGGUGCUUUUGUACGAUGAUUCGGCCUGGAGACAGGGGAUAGGUGUCCGAUCUGCGUAUAGUAGGCAGGAGCAUAGCUAUCGGCGUUACGAUUGAGGGAUUUCAGAAUCCCAGAAAGCAUGCGGCGCAUGGGGGGAUACAACAUCUACCCGACUUCAACGGAAACAUACGGAUAUUCUCAGUCAAAGAAGGGUUCUGUACAGUAUAUUAACCUUGUCGCAAUAUUCUACCUUGUGGAAGAGAGAGCUCAGUCCAUCUGCCGUGAAAAGUAUACCGGCGAACAUUUGACCUCUACCUCUAUCCGAUAUACCGGAGAGAAAAAAAAGGUCCUGGGUUACCACACCACAUGGCUGCUCUCUUCGUGCAGCAAACCUCAAACUACAGCAGGGCCUCGAUUACGAGAGUACUGAAAUGUCAUCUGCUUCAAACUCGGCGCGGUCUCGGGUUCUACAAGGCCAGAGCAUGCGACUCUUCACGAUCCACUUCUUUGUGGUCUUUUUCUCGCGCCGCGGCACAGCACAUGACGGU
Cladophialophora immunda is the source of this 1096-nucleotide messenger RNA. RefSeq names its product ribosomal protein S16. Gene Ontology annotation, molecular function: structural constituent of ribosome. The coding region runs from base 138 to 542 and encodes 134 amino acids. The record is from RefSeq and is a predicted model, not a curated record. Gene Ontology annotation, cellular component: ribosome; mitochondrial small ribosomal subunit. The transcript is spliced from 2 exons. Gene Ontology annotation, biological process: mitochondrial translation. NCBI's taxonomy places the organism in Eukaryota, Fungi, Ascomycota, Eurotiomycetes, Chaetothyriales, Herpotrichiellaceae.